Messenger RNA from Protopterus annectens (West African lungfish), 2808 nucleotides. Its product is annotated as nuclear factor 7, brain-like. Lineage: Eukaryota; Metazoa; Chordata; Ceratodontiformes; Protopteridae. The transcript is spliced from 6 exons. Bases 166 to 1605 code for a protein of 479 amino acids. Gene Ontology annotation, molecular function: protein binding. The record is from RefSeq and is a predicted model, not a curated record.
UGGUUGUUAACAAGCACUCGUCAAAGCUUAUUAUCUGACAUCAACAAAUGAAGAGUAGCUCCCUCCAAGAACAAACACCACACCUCUGUCGUCCACCUGUUUAACACAGCACAAGUUUAGUUAGCAGUGCAAGCAGUCACUGGAGCAGGUUAUUUUGUACUAACAAUGGAGAGGCUGGCCUGUGAGCUGAUUUGCCCUAUCUGUUUGGAUUUUUAUCAAAACCCAGUACUAUUGAAUUGUGACCAUAACUUUUGCCAGGACUGUAUCACACGAUGCUGGGCAGAGCAGAACACUAGAAUUUCCUGUCCACAAUGCCGACAGGAGAUUUCUGUUGGUAGCCCCAGGCUAAAUCGUGUCCUGAGUAACAUAGUAGAAGGAUUCAAAGCUCUAGGCUUAAGGAUGGAAGAGCUCACCAGUCAGAGCCCAAGGAAUGAUGGAUGUACAGAGGAAGGGAUGAUCUGUAAAGAUGACACGAGUCCAAACUGCUUGACAGGUGCAGAGUCUGUGACUUCUGGAUCUAACCCAUUCUCUUUGGUACAAGAUGCUUCCAAGAUAUACAAGUUGAAGCUGGAACUGUCACUGAAUGCCCUUCAGAAGGAAGUGAAAGCUGGACUGGACUUUGCCAAAGAAGAAGAGGAAAGGAUGAAAAAACUAAAGGUACAAGAUGCAAGAGCAAAUACACAUCAAGAGAAAGCAGAUACUCUGAAAGAGAAGAUUGGAGACGAGUUCUCUAAGCUGCAUUACUUUUUGGAAGAGGAGGAGAAAACUCUCAGGGCAAAGGUGGAGGAAGAACGAUUAAAGCAGCAGAAAUUGCUGAAGCACAGCAGAAAGCAAGCACUUCAGCAGGUAGAUCUUCUGCAAAAGGUCAUCUCUGAGAUGCAGGAGAAAAUGAGUCACCGGCUUCUGUCACUGCUGACUCAGGACAUGAAAGAUCUUCUACAUCAAGCUCAAACACAAUUUUGGAGACCAUCACAGCUAGCAGUGGAUCUGAAUGAAGCAGAAUUCAUUGGCCCUCUGCAGUACAGAGUGUGGAAAAAGAUGACAAACAUCAUCUACCCAGCAGUCUCACCUGUCACAAUGGAUCAUAGGACUGCUCAUUCUUGUCUCAUAUUGUCUGAAGAUUUGACCAGUGUAGAGGACAGUGGCAAAGAACAACGUGUCCCAGAAAACCUCCAGAGGUUCAGUUCUGCACAGUCAGUUCUAGGAGCAGAAGGAUUCACAUCAGGAAGGCACUACUGGGAGGUAGAAGUCGGCGGAAAGACCAAGUGGGAUUUGGGUGUGGCCAAGGAGUCUGUGAACAGGAGAGGCACUAUCUCCCUCUGUCCUAGUAGUGGUUUUUGGACCUUGGUGCUGAGAGAUGGAGAUCAAUAUAAAGCCUGCACUGUGCCACCAACUAACAUUUCUCUGAAUGUCAAACCCAGGAAGAUUGGUGUUUAUUUAAACUAUGAGGAGGGUCAAGUGUCAUUUUACAAUGCCGUUACCAUGGAGCUUAUCUACUCCUUCACAGAUAUGUUUACUGAAAAACUGUUCCCAUACUUCAGCCCUUGCAGUCAAGAUCGUGGUAAAAAUUCACAGCCGUUGAAAGUCUUUGUGCUCCAUUUGUGACUUGCUCUCACUUUGUUGAAAGCUUAUUUCAGUAACUUCAUGAAAUGUGGGCCUUCCUUCAUUCCCUUAAAUUUUCUGAUAAACUAGUUUCCUUUUUUUGUUAAAGUUAUCUUUAGACUAUAUCAUAAGAGGCUGUCGCACCUGUAUCAUUGUACUGAUGUAAAACUAUGUUGUCCAUCACUGGAGACUAUAUAAUAUGUUUUUUUGGCAAUGAACAAUAAAUUACAAGAGAGGAUAUUUCAGAACAUUUUGUGCACAGUUGUAGUUUUCAUUAAUAGACAAAAAACAAUAUGGUUCAUAAUAGUUUGAAAAUCUUCAAAAAAAUGACCUAAAUUACUUGUCUUACCUAUGAUCAACAAUUAACAAAUGCAACAGACUGAUAAAUAAAUGCAGCAGCUAAAUCAGUAUCAGUAUUUUUAAUAUACAGAAUCUGCUGUGAAUAAUAGUUAAUGUGUCAUGUUAGCAGCUCAUAUAACAUCGUUCAAUAUCUAUAUUUACUGAGAAUGCAAAUAAGCACCUUUGCUACAUAUCAUAUAACUGAUUAGGCAAUGUUACAUUUUGAAUAGUUCAGUAUGAUACAUUUUGAAUAGUUCAAUCUGAUGUCUACCUUAUUAUAUUUUUUCAUCCCGUCACCUCUACACUUUCGUAAUGUUGGCUGUACCAUAAUUUAUUUCUUUAACCAACUGUACUUAAGUGUAAUGCAGAGGUUUGCAGCUACCAACACCAAUGCCAAUGAGUGGAACUUGAGCAUAAAUUGUUUGGGUUUCCACUGAAGUAGCUUCAUCACUGACAUUAUAGCCUUACCUAAUUGUACUUUAGUGACAGAAUUUAUUGUAAACUUGAGCAUAUUUUUUGACUGUGUUUAACAAUAAAUAUAUCGCUAUAUAUUUAAAAUAUGUGUAAAUAAUCCAACCAUUACAAGUAUCACUUUCCCUGCAAUCCAUCUGCCUGGUACAUGACCAUCUUGCAGAAGUAAAAUUAAUGAUUUUUGACACCAUGUUCAAAAAAGUUGCCAAUCUUUGAUUUGCAGCUUAAAGUUAAAACUGGAAAAACUUAACUGCAGCUUUUCUAUAUUUAAAAUGCAUUGCUAUUAUUUUCAGAAGUUUGUAAAAUAUCAAGAGUAUAAGCAUUUGUGAAAAUGUGGAAAAAUUUUUCUAAUCCAUUAAUUCUCAUCACAAAAUGUUAAUAAAUGCAGUCUCUGCA